Sphenostylis stenocarpa is the source of this 1146-nucleotide messenger RNA. The record is from the annotation of a GenBank genome assembly. Lineage: Eukaryota; Viridiplantae; Streptophyta; Magnoliopsida; Fabales; Fabaceae.
AUGGGAUUGAUUACGUUGGUAAAGGAGUUGUGGAAGGCUUUCUUUUUCGUUUGUUCAGUGCAAUUUUGCAGAAUGGCGCUGUUGUGGUCUUUAUCUAUUCUUUUCUCUUAUUACCAAUUGUUCAAGGCCUCCCUAUCCCAGUGGCUGGUGUUCAAACCUGUAAUUCUCGAGAGAUGUCCUUUCUUCUCUCAGAAACUGGUGUCCUAUCCCAGGUGCUCCGCUUUCACAAGUAAUUUUACGCCUGUUUGCGUUGUUACUGGUGCAACGUCUGGCCUGGGAUUAGCUACUGCUUAUGAACUUUCGAAGGAAGGAUAUGUUGUUGCCAUUGUUGGACGUUCACAGCAGUUGUUGUCAGAGACCGUAAGAAAAAUCAAAGAUUGGAAUGAAGAUGCCCACCUCAAAGCUUUUCAGGUGGAUCUGUCAUCAAUUGAGUCAAUCGUAGAGUUUAAAAUAUCCUUGCGACAGUGGCUUUUGGAUUCUCAUUUGCACUACUCAAUACAAAUACUGAUAAACAAUGCUGGAAUACUUGCAACAUCACCUAGAGUGACAGCUGAGGGCUAUGAUCAGAUGAUUGGUACAAAUUUUAUUGGUGCAUUUGCUUUAACAAAGCUUCUACUACCGCUUCUUGAAAGCAGUCCUGUAUCUUCCAAAAUUGUGAAUGUGACAUCCUUUACACAUCGAGCUGUUAUUGAUGUGCAGGUUGAUGAGGGAACCGUAUCUGGGAAGAGAUUUCUGAGAUCUGUAGAAUAUCCAUAUGCUCACAUUUAUGAGUAUUCUAAAUUAUGCUUAAUUCUCUUCUCGAACGAGCUCCAUCGACAGCUUUGCCUAAUGGGAAAAUCUAACCACAUAUUUGUCAAUCUUGCGGAUCCUGGAGUUGUGCAGACAAACCUCAUGCGAGAAGUUCCAGCAAUCCUAUCUUGGUUGGCAUUCUUUGUGUUUAAACGUCUGCGGAUGUUGCAAUCUCCUGAGUGUGGGGCUGACUCUAUUAUUGAUGCUGCCCUGGCUCCACCGGGAACAUCAGGGGCUUACUUCUUUGGGGGCAAAGGUAGGACUAUCAACCCUUCAGGACUUUCGCGUAACGCCAAAUUAGCACGUGAGCUUUGGGAAAGUACAAGUUCAGACUCAUUAAAGUCUAACCUCAACUAG